UUUCCCGCAGGUAUGGUUAGGCUAGGCCUAUGUCACUGCUCUGUUGGAUUUAGCCUAUAUUCGUGUCUAUUGAACCAUUCAAAUUACAGCUUAACAUUCCGACUGAUUUAUGGAAGUGUUGUUUGAGAUCAAAAGCUAACCCAUUUACCCAAAAAAGAAGUAAAAGAAUAAUAACGCUUAUUCGCACCAACCUAUUGCGUCAGCUACCUGGAAACGGGAGGAAAACGUUUGAUCGUUCUGGUUUUUCAUCACUACGCAAUUAGUGUAAUGAAGAUGAUUUCAAGUAACGUCAGUAUGUAGUGCAAUGUUCGAAUGGUAUCUGCAACUCUACGAAGAUCUGAUGGAAGCGUUAUGUUGAUAAUCAAGGUGUGCAUGAUGAGCGGAGGUGGGUCUGGAGGUGAAGGGGGCCCUGGGGUAGGCCACAUCAAACAGGAGGAUGGGGGAUACCCUACCCCGAUCCCAACGAACCACCCAAGGGUCCGACAACCUUCCUGUUCGUCACCAAACACCACAGCUCUGUACUCACCAUCGACUACCGCCAUUCCCUCAGAGCUGGACUACAGUGAGUGCGGAGAUGAAGCCCAACCAUCUCCGAAACACAUGAAGCUUUUUACGGAUUCCCCCCCAAGCCCCGACCGUCAGUUCUGCUCGUCAACGACGUCCAUGGCCAGUGAUUCGGCGAACACGCCCUCUGAGAGUUUACGUGAUGACGAUGCCCCGAAGAGGCUGUGUCUAGUGUGCGGCGACAUCGCCUCCGGCUUCCACUACGGCGUUGCGUCCUGCGAGGCGUGUAAAGCCUUCUUCAAGAGAACUAUCCAGGGAAACAUCGAAUAUACAUGUCCAGCUGCCAACGAUUGUGAAAUUAACAAGAGAAGAAGAAAAGCGUGCCAGGCGUGUCGAUUCCACAAGUGUCUUCGCGUAGGCAUGUUGAAAGAGGGAGUCAGGCUAGACAGAGUUAGGGGAGGUCGGCAGAAGUACAGACGAACGUCUGACUCUCCCUUUUCUAUGCACCAGAUGCCCGUCAAAAAAGCCUCUUUAGAAGAUAUCAAGUUAUUAGCAUCGCUACGAGCUUGCGAGCCGGAGUCGCUGUUAGCAAUGCCAGAUCCUACGGUAUCAGACACUGAUUAUUUGACCAUAUCAACAUUGGCAGACCUUUAUGAUAGGGAGCUGGUCUCCACCAUUGGUUGGGCCAAACAAAUUCCAGGGUUUACAGAAUUAGCACUGAAUGACCAAAUGCGUCUUCUUCAAAGCACGUGGGGCGAGAUCUUAAUUUUGGGACUCGCCUACCGUUCUAUGCCAGCUCAUGCUCACACACUCCACUUCGCUCAUGAUUUCACGAUAGAUGAAAAGCAAGCAAGGGAGUGUAAUGCCACUGAGCUUUUUACACAGGUUCUUGGUGUUGUUGAACGAUUGGAACAGUGCAGUAUAAAUCGGGAAGAAUUUUUGCUUCUGAAAGCACUUGUUUUAACAAACUCCGAUGUGCGACUCCAAGACAACCAGGCUCUUCAGCGUCUGAGACAAAAUAUCCUCCAAGCAUUACAUGACACUGUGGCAACUCAAAGAUUACGUGAUGGGGUUGUCCAAAUGCAGUCCCUCUUACUGUGCUUACCUUCUUUGAGAGCAGCAGAUGCUGCAUUGAGACGGUACUGGCUUUCUGUGAGGCACCAAGGAGCAGUACCCAUGAACAAAUUAUUUGUGGAAAUGCUUGAAUCACACAUGCGGUGAAUAGAAUUCUUGUUUUAAAGACUUGAAAAAUGCAUUGUAGUGCAGUGAAAGUUAUGAAAUGUGAUGCAAAAUUUGAGUGAAAACCAUACUGAACUAAACCAAGAAUUUUAAAAAUUCUAUAAGAUUGAAGAAUUGUACCACAUUCUUGUGCUUUUCGAGUCUUCCGCGAAGCAAGUGUUUUCCCAGCUGAGUGGGGGUUAGCCAAGACAUUCAGUUUUUGUUAAUGACUUUUGGAGACUUUUUAGAAGAAAUGCUUUGUCCAGAAGAAAACUGAAGAAGAAAUACUUUAAACCUAGAGUAAAAGCUUCUGUGUUGUCACAUUCUCAGGUCAUGUUGGCAAUUGUGUUCAAACUAAACAAAAAAGAAAAAGAAGUGUUUAGAUUAAUUGUAAAUACAAUUGUUAUGCAAAUAAUACACCCACCGAGCUGAAUGUUUGGUGAUGUUUGUGACAUGGUCAGCGAAUUUGUUCAGUGCACAGUAAUCUGAAGCUUUUGACAGAAAGUAAGUCUAUUGACUCAUAUAUUUGCUGAUCUCGCCUCACUGUUGGCAGUUGGCUCAGGAAUAAGUAAUACCACUCCAGCUGUGAGUUUCAAGCUGAAGUCACUGCUAGUAAAUUACUAUAUGUUCAUAAAUGUAUAUAGUUGCAUAAACAUAUAUAAAUAUAUUAAUCUUUGUAUCUCAAAGGUCUGUUGGCCUGUGGAAGAGUACAACUGCUUAAGUAAGAAGAAUCCAAAUAAAGACUGGUUUGUGCUGUCCUUUCACUAUUUGAAGUGACUAUUGUUGUGUCUUUUUUAUAUGUUGUCAAACAAUGAAGUGGAUAAUGGAGCCAUGGAGAUUAACUUUCCAAGUUCUGGUGAUGACUGUACAUAAGAACAGUCAACAGUCAAUCAGGUGCUAGUUAUGAAUAAAUAUAUACAUUUCGCUGUUCACAAAGAAAGUUUGAUGCAUUGUUGAUGGAUCUAAUGUUUGAAUGUCUUUAUCAAAGGUUUUUCUUUGUGUUUUUAAGGUUAACAAUAUGAUGAUGAGUUCUACCUUUCUAAAUCUCCCUGACUUUUGCCAAAAUUUUAAACAGUUUUCGGUAUCUAUGUUAGUCUCGUAACAUGUGAAAUGUCAUGUAAAAGCAUAAGUAAGUUGCCUAAUAUUAAUGUUAAUGAUAUGCAAAGAAGUAAAUCCCUGUAAUGCACAAUCAUUACCACCAGUGCCAUACUGAUGGCCCAAGCACAGCAUGUUAUCAAAAAGGUGAAGACUUUCUUUGUUGCAAUCUAAAAGGUGGAUAUUUCCUUUGUUUCAAUCAAGAAGUUGGAGAUUUUCUUUGAGACUCUCAACUGCAGUGAAAAAGGUGGAGACAUUUUGUUACAGUCAAGAAGGUGGAGACUGCUUGCAUGCUGAGCAAGAGACAUAAAUGGGUACUCACUGUGUUAUCAGUAGGUUAAAUCAUGUGAAAAAUAAGAAUAGAUAUGUUAAUAAGAAAAGUUAUAGGCUAUAAAACAAAUUUGUUUUUUAUGAUUGGAGUCAUCGUCAUUCAGUUACUGUAAUAUGCUAAUUUUAUUUCUAAUUACUCAGAAUUAUCCUGAGUCUCCUUAAUUCCAGUAGGUUGCAAACGAUAGACUGAUUGAUACCAAACUUGUUUAGCUUGUUUUCACCCAUUUUUUUUUCAAAUUUCAUAGAUCAAACAUACAAUGCAAAGCUUUGUGAUGUCUGUAUUCCAUUCAUAAUAAUUUAUAGGCUAUAAGCAUUACUGCUUUACCAACUUUAAGGAACAAGAUAUUAACUUCAAAACAAAAUUGGUAGCAGUGAAACAGUUGGAAAUUGUAUGAUUUUGCUUUGCCAGAAAUUGGAAGGAAGUUAAAAAGAAGUGUGUAUGUUCAUGGUCUAAUUUUAUUAUAACUUUUAGUAAAUAAGAGGAUAAAGAAGCUUCAAGUUUGUGAUAGACAUCAAUUUGUGCAAUAAGGUCAUGAACUGUCCUUCAUGUCAUGCUGAGUUAUACUGUAUAAUAUAUAUAUAUAUAUAUAUAUAUAUAUAUAUAUAUAUAUAUAUAUA
Molecule: messenger RNA, 3765 nt
Organism: Macrobrachium nipponense
Lineage: Eukaryota; Metazoa; Arthropoda; Malacostraca; Decapoda; Palaemonidae
Product: steroid hormone receptor ERR1-like
Biological process (GO): regulation of transcription by RNA polymerase II
Cellular component (GO): chromatin; nucleus
Molecular function (GO): steroid binding; nuclear receptor activity; zinc ion binding
Source: RefSeq, a predicted model, not a curated record